GUGUGUGUGUGUGUGUGUGUGUGUGUGUGUGUGUGUGUGUGUGUGUGUGUGUGUAAUAGAGUAAACUGUCACUAUUUUUGACUGAUAAGGUGACACGCGGUCCUUUCCGUAAUUGUGUUAAUUUCACCGUUGUAACUAACAGUUUGAAACUUGAAAAUAUGUGCUGUGAAAACCUCGAGUUUGGCGAAAUAACUGGUAUUUCAUUGCGAUUUAUUUUAUUUGCUGGAGUAACUGUCAAGUUGUGUGAUUCAGAAGAAGUGACUGAAUUUGGAGAGACAUGUCCGCAGAAGAAAAUGACAAAGCUUCUGAUGCAAGCAGGGGCUAUGAAGAGGAAUAAUUGUUAUAUGGAGGUGGUCAAAACAGAUACGACACUAUUUAGCUCUCAAAUAGUUACAUUUUUAUAGGGCUAAGUUACCAUUCUGUGUCUGGCAAAUGAUGAGCUGUCAAAUUUCUGUUAGCUUGCAAGCUAACCACAACACCAGAAACAGCACGUGCGACAGCGUACCACGUUGACAGUGCGACACUUUGGGUUGUUUUCUCUUGCUGCUUAUUUCCUGUAACUUUUUUGGGGUAGGGAGUGAAUAUGAGAACAAUGUCCAGUGACUAUUAGAUAAAAUUGCAAGCACAAAGAACAAUUGAGUUCUGGCAUUUAGAUAUUUUGAGACCACUUUGAUAUUGUCUGUUUUGAUUUUGAGUGUAUGUUGUAAACAUGUUGAUACUGGCUCUUCUCUGUGAUUGAGGAGAAGGCAGAGGAAGAGGCAUCUAAUGGUGACAGGUAAAACACCCACUGUUAAACUUCUGUUUGUACAUAGCAGACAGUCACCUAUUCCAUCCUCAAUUCAUCAAUUCCCACUGGGCACAGACAUCAAUUCAAGUCUAUUCGAGGUUGGUUCAAGAACAAUGUUAAUUCAUCCAGUUUGUGUCCAGUGGGUUACCUAGAUCUCAAAUACACACUUAGCGUACUAGAAAAUCAGACGUGGAUACUACUAGACUACACUGUCAAAUUUUUCCUUUUGUAAAAGACUUACAUUCAUAAUUGUGGUACACAAAUAUUUUGAGCGAUUUCAAGGCUCUGCAUAGUCAAUUCGAAAUCUGCAGUGGCCGUAAGGCAUUCGUCCUCUUCAGAAGUCAGUCAGCGCAUUCAUACUUCUUGCGCUUCGUAGAGCAGAGUUUUUGUCUGUUUAUUUUUAUUUACACAACCUUUACGGAGUCCUCGCAUUGUUACACAAUUUGGGAGACGCGCGGCGAUGCUCGAUUUGGCCUGCUGAGGCUCUGCAAUUGCGUCACGCCCUCCGUAUUUCUGAAGCAAGCAUAAAUUGUCUUUUACACAAAUUACACCUUUUUAGUUGUCUACGUGAAUAAUAUAGUCAUCACAACUCUAUUUUAUGUUUUUUUGAGAUUCACAACAGAUAUGCACAGUAUUCACUCUGAGUCAGACAGUACCGAUUCUACAAAUAUUUGCCAUUAUACCCUACCUGUUUUAUGAUCUCCAGCUUCAUCUCCCCUAUUUGCAUUAAAUGAUUCUUGCAUUCAGACCAUUUUGACCAUGAGUGAUCACUUACGACAGUAAGCAGUGAACUGAUUCAGAAUGAGAUGGGCUGGUGGCUUCAUUCCCCAUUAGGACCAAUUGUGCUUUAUUAAUGAAGCCUUUAGAUAUAAUGUACUUUUCACUGCUCAAUAAUGACUAAGCAAUAUUGUUAUCUCUGGGUUGUGUGUGCGUCUGACGCCACUCUGCUACGCCUGAAAUGUGCAGCCAGUCAAGUGGAACAUUAAGAACUAUUUGGAUGCUCGUUAAAUCCUUGGCCCGACUGGCGCUGUUUGUUUGUGAGCGUGGGAAAGUGGAUCUAAGGCUCCAUUAGAUAGGGGCUAUGAUGGUCGCUGUGUUCGGCUUUGUUAAAACGUAUUGCCUCAUAGUAAACGCAGCGUUUUCAGAAUCAAACAGUCUCUCUUUGAGCUGCUCAACCAUUACAUUUACAUUAGGGAUUCUUCAAGCAAUAGGCUGUCAUUUUACUUUUACUUUACUUUACUUUACUACAAGGAAAUGUACAGUAUGCAGUCUGCAGACAAGUUAAGUAAUAUCCCUCUAUGCAAAUCUCGUAACAUUCCCCUGUACUCUAUUCUUCAAAUGUUACAAAAGUCUCGAUCUAAACUGACUGUGUUUUUCUAGUGAUGUUAUCUUUUUUUCACAAUGCAAAGCCCAAGCCGACUGCUGAGGUCCAUGAGAAUGAAGUAGUGAAGCAGGAUACAGGUCAGGAAGACCAAGAAAGUGACAGCGACAAUGAGGAUGAUGAUGAUGAUGACAUGUGUGUAACCAUUGGAGCCCCGUCUCGGCCGUUCAGUGCCUUUGGAUCCACGCCUGUUAAUCUCAUCAUUAAGGUUGCAGGGAGAACACAUGCAUCAGGUAACAAGUGGAAGACAAAGGAGCCUCUUAAAGAAGAAGUUACAGUUUGCCCCAAAGCCAAAGGAGUGGACGUGGAUGCACAGGGUAGUGUUAACGGAAUCCCUGUGUUGGAGGUCGACGUGGAGUCUUUUGAGGAAAAGCCAUGGAGAAAGCAUGACUCGCACUUCUUGGACUACUUUAACUAUGGCUUUAACGAGGACUCCUGGAAAGCCUACUGUGAGAACCAGAGGAGACUACGCAUGGGGUAUAAGGUCAUGAACCACGCUUCAGCCACUAAACUCAUGAUCCAGGAAUGGGACCUUCCCUGCUUUAGAUCUGACUACUCCACCCCCAGCAACCACUACAAAUCAGCCUUGUCCAGUAGAAAGACAAGCGGCACCACCAAUGUUAUUGGAGGACAAACUGGUACCAUCAGCUGGGUAGAGGAACAGAGACGUCACAAUAUAGAAGGAAAUAACAUCCAGGUGCUUUCCAAGCCAUCUGACGCUGAGCCUACUCCCACUAAGAUGCCCCCUUUCUUCCCCCCGCCUCCAUUCCCGCCUCCACCCUACAAUGUCAACUCCGCCCCUCCACUCAUUCCUCCACCACGGAUCCCCAUCAAUGUUCCUCCAACUGGCUACCCUCCUGGAGCACCCCCGCCCUCUCUGAUCUCUACCUUAGACAUGACCUCAGCCCUAGGACCAUGCCUCAGGACUACCUGGCAUGACGACUCCUUGCUGUCCCCAGUCCUCCUGGCUGUGCUGCUGCUCCAGUUUCAACUGUUCUGCCUGCGUCUAUGGAACCCUGACCUGUUCACCGGACGUGCUACCUGUCCCAGACCUGCUGUUUUCAACUCUCUAGAGACAGCAGGAGCAGUAGAGAUACUCCUAAUGAUCAGCUAUGAAAAGCCAACUGACAUUUACUCCUGAGGUGCUGACUUGCUGCACCCUCGACAACUACUGUGAUUAUUAUUAUUUGACCAUGCUGGUCAUUUAUGAACAUUUGAACAUUUUGGCCAUGUUCUGUUAUAAUCUCCAACCGGCACAGCCCGAAGAGGACUGGCCACCCCUCAUAGCCUGGUUCCUUUCUAGGUUUCUUCCUAGGUUUUUGCCUUUCUAGGGAGUUUUUCCUAGCCCCCAUGCUUCUACACCUGCAUUGCUUGCUGUUUGGAGUUUUGGGCUGAGUUUCUGUACAGCACUUUGAGAUAUCAGCUGAUGUAAGAAGGGCUAUAGAAAUACAUUGGAUUUGAUUAGGGCUCACACACACCGUACAGUACACACACAGUAGGGCUCACACACACCGUACACACACAGUAGGGCUGGGAUGAUACCAGUAUCGCAUUAGUUCUUCCAUGGCAAAAAUGAAAACACAAAGCAGAUAUCAUGGCACAGAUGGAGACACAGGAGGCAGAUGGUUGGAGUAUUACAAUGUUUAUUAAUCCAAUGGAGUAGGCAAGAGAAUGGUCGUGGACAGGCAAAUACCAAUGGGUACCGAAGGGCAGGCAGAAUCAAGGUCAGGGCAGGCAGGAUGAUCAGGCAGGCACAAAAGCAGUCCAGAGCCAGGCAGGGGUCAGAACCGGAAGGACUAUAAAAAGAGAAUAGGAAAGGAGUACGGGAAAAACACGCUGGUUGACUUGACUAAACAUGCAAGACGAACUGGCACAGAGAGACAGGAAACACAGGGAUAAAUACACUGGGGAAAAUAAGCGACACCUGGAGGGGGUGGAGACAAUAACAGGAACAGGUGAAACAGAUCAGGGCGUGACAGCAGACUAAACUAUUUUUUUCUUUAAUGCUGUAUGUAAACUAUUGUGUGCUAUAGCUUUUUAAAAAAAUACAACAAUUUGACUCUGGAGGACAAAAUAAUUAUGUUUGUUUCCAACAUUAGGGCUGUUUUCCUAAAGAAGUUAAAUCUGCGUCAAAUUUUGUUUCCUUGCCAUGAUAAUAACACGUUUCGCGAUACUGGUAUCAUCCCGGCCCUAACGCACACACACACACCCUACAUUUCCACAGCACACUCAGGUUGACCAGUAGCUAGAUGUGUCAUUAAUUCAUAUAAACUCGGACAAAUGCCAAGUAUGACACACAUACGGCCUCUUGCCUCUUACUCACACUCCUCCUCAUGCCCACAAUAUCAUGCAGCUUAUCAACCUACACAUUCACACUCUCCCUCCUACACACGCUAUGACUAUGUUCUUCUUAAUCUAGUGUCUCUCUGUCUCAACUCUUUGCUGCAGUGGGUCGUGCUGAGGAUCAUAUUGGGGACAGCUGUGUUCCAGGUUAUAUGAGGGAAGUGGGACAUAUGGGCAGCUGGGAAGCUGUGAUGUAACCACAGGAGGAGAGGAGGAAGUCAGGGAGGGAGGGACAGCCAUGUGUGUGACAGGCCCACUGGGACAGACAGAUCUGGCACUGUGGUUCUGUUCUGGUCCCCAUGGAGAACUCUGGUUUACCUGUCUCUCUCCCAGGAUGUUAAGACCUCCAGGGUGUUGGGGUGUGUGCGCACUAGGGUUGAAUAUUUUCCAAGUAUUUUACAAAUGUUCCAGCCUGAGAUCCAAUUUGUAAGUCGCUCUGGAUAAGAGCGUCUGCUAAAUGACUUAAAUGUAAAUGUAAAUUAUAUCACUUUUCUCCCAGGUAAUUCGGUGUGUCAUUUAAAAGCAUAUACAUAUGUCUGGAUUUGAUUAGGGCUUUGAUCAGCAUGAACAUUCAGACCUGAUGCUACCUGAGCCUAAUGAGCCAUAUAUUAAGUACAUUUUAGGAGCCCUACAUUAACAACAUUUAAUGAGCCCAAGCCCCAAAUAGCUCAAAUGAUUGUGUCGUUAUCCAAUACAUAUAUGAUAUAGGCUACUGCACAUUAUGCACAUCAUAAAAACUUAAAACCCCAUAGAUGUAGCUAGAUAUAUGAUCUCUUGGGUAAAUAAAUUAAACUAGCUCCAGUAAGCUUUGUUUUUUUAUUGUGAACUGUAUUAAUGUACUGUUGUUUUAUAUUGACUGAAAUAACAUCAUGAUAGAGCAGAAGAGAACAUGCGUUUCUAGUGCAGCACAUGCACACGAUUUUAUUUGAAUUUUGAAAUAUAAUAGGUCCUAUUUGUAUAAUUAGUAGGCUGAUGUAUAUAUAUACACCUUUCAUAAUAUUUCCCUUAAUGUUAUUAGCCUACCUCCUCUUUCUCUCUCUAUUGUUGCUUCAUUCAUUCCUCGCUUUCAACAGUUAAAUGAAAUACAUUUUGUUGUCAUUCUGAUGACAUCCUUGAAUAAUAUUAGACUAAAAUUAGAUGCAGAAGGCGUUCACUUCUCUUCACAAAGAUUGAAUGGUUAUGGGUCUGAAUAAAUAACUGCUUUAGCCUACUGCCGUUGUGCGCGUUCACUCUUCUUUCAAACUACCGGUGAGUUCUAUUGGCGGCUGUAUUUAUCAUUCAGCAAAAAAAGAGCUUGCGUCCCUCUUCGAAUAGUCUAUUGGUAUAAGAAACACCAAUACCAAUAUUCUAGUCCAGCUUUUCCUGCAUGGGACUCCAAGAGCUAAGGAGCACUUUUUAAGGAGAGAGGCCAGCAAAGCACAGGUAUGUGUGUAUUGCGCAAGAGACAGAAGCUAUAAGUUAGACACUUAUUUUGCAUAACCCAUCAUUAAUUAGGUUAAUGCAUUGAAUGUAUUACCUGAAAGAGAUAGGACAUCUAUAUAUAAGGCUAUAUAUUUCAGUUGAUGGAGCGAGAGAAAGACAGAGAGUGUUUGUGCAUGCACGAUAAAGCAACGAUAUUCCAGUGAUAGGCGGUUUUAAAACUCUGCAGCUGCAAUAAAAAAAACAGAAUCUUUAAAAUAACAAAACAAGGUGACCCCCGAAAGCCAGAUGGAGAUGGGUGAAUUAGAUGCGCAUUCUGUCUUUAUAUUAGCAAAUGUAGACCUACCUGUCACAAGAGAAAAGUUACCAUGAUGAGAUGAUCGUUCUACAUGCAUUGUGAACUACAUACUGAGAUGGGCUGUCUGUCCCCACCCUGAGUGUUGAUUCAUCAUGCAGAGGCCCUAGACAAGCCAGCUUUAGCCAUUGCACAUAAUUUAACAGUUCCAUUUCAUGCCAUGCUGUUCAUAUAAAUACUUUAUUAUAAUUGACUGGUUUCUCUCAGUUAUUUAUCCCAGGAAAAGGGAGUGGUUUUAGGCAGUAAAUCUCGGGAAACCUGGUUCCCGCCAUUCAACCAUAAUGUGCCCGCCCUUCAUUCUAUCUAUGUUCAGUAUGAACAUUUUAGUAGUGAAUGACAUUUUCUGUGUGUAUGUUGCUAGCAGAGUAGAAGCUCAUCCAUUCUGGUGUAUGUAGAGGUGUCAGUGUUCUGGUUACAUACUGCUCUUUAAAGGGCUCUGCUUAGUACCACUGAUACCCUCUGAGUUCCCUCCUGACUGGAACAGCCCUCUCUGGGCACCAGCCUCUGGUGUUUGGGAGUUAGCAUCUAGGCUUACACUCUGGCUAAUGCAACACAGAACAGUCCCACUCAACCCUCCCAAAGACACCCUCACACAUUCAGACUCACUGACACAUCCCUCCUUCAACCUCCCUCUCUGUCUCUUCUGGUCGGGGCAGGCAGCCCGGGCAGCUGGCUGGCCAUUUGGUGAACACUUGUCCUCUGAAUGUGAUCUCAUCUCAUCCCUGUAGCUCAGUAUGGAGGGGCUUGUCAUCUCUCCAGCUGGCAGGGCAUCACACACACACA
Molecule: messenger RNA, 7068 nt
Organism: Oncorhynchus keta (chum salmon)
Lineage: Eukaryota; Metazoa; Chordata; Actinopteri; Salmoniformes; Salmonidae
Product: pre-mRNA 3'-end-processing factor FIP1-like
Exons: 12
Coding region: 2170-3309 (379 amino acids)
Cellular component (GO): mRNA cleavage and polyadenylation specificity factor complex
Molecular function (GO): RNA binding
Source: RefSeq, a predicted model, not a curated record